Messenger RNA from Trichomonas vaginalis G3, 861 nucleotides. Its product is annotated as regulation of microtubule-based process. The record is from RefSeq and is a predicted model, not a curated record. NCBI's taxonomy places the organism in Eukaryota, Parabasalia, Trichomonadida, Trichomonadidae. The transcript has a single exon. Bases 1 to 861 code for a protein of 286 amino acids.
AUGCUACAACCGCUCGCUUUUGCUGACGCGUGGUAUCCAACGGGUAAAUCUCUGGAAAACCUCUUUACUACACUCUUCAGCAAUGUUAAAGAUAAACCUAUUGAAGGAAAAGUUAAAGCUGUGAUUUCUCCUCAUGCAGGAUAUAGACAUUGUGCUGAGACAGCAUCACAUGCAUUCGCAACAAUAGAUCCAUCUUUAUACAGUCGAGUUAUCAUAAUGGGUCCUUCUCAUCGCUUACCAAUUGAUUAUUGCACAAUAUCAGAAGCUAAAUCAUUCGAGACACCAACAAGAAGUUUGGAAAUUGACCCAAUAGCAGAGGAAUUGACAUCUAAAUACGGAUCAAUAUUCAAAAAGCUUAGUAUUGAAACUUCAAACCGUGAACAUUCAUUAGAAUUGAUGCUACCAUGGAUUGAUUACAUAUUUAAAGGUAAAAAUGUAACUGUCGUUCCAAUUAUGGUGGGACAUCUCGAUCAAACAAAGUUGGAACAAGCUGUAUCCGCAUUGAAACCAUAUAUUAAUGAUCCAAGCACACUCUUAGUCAUUUCUUCUGAUUUUACUCAUUGGGGAAGCAGAUUUUCUUAUACUUAUCUCCCAGAAAAAGAUGGAGAAAUCUGGGAAAAGAUUUCAGCCAUAGAUCAUGGUGCUAUGGAAGCUAUUUCUACAUGCAAGGCUAAGAACUUCCAGGAUUACAUCAAAUCAACAAGAGCUACAAUUUGUGGCAGAAAUCCAAUUACAAUCGCUAUGAUGGCCUUUGACAAGCCAUAUCGCGUUGAUUGGCCACAUUAUUCACAAUCUUCGCAUGCUAAAAAUAUGGCGGAUUCAAGUGUUUCUUAUGCAGGCGGAGUAAUCAGAUUUGUUUAA